AUGGCCAGAGGAAUUGCUCCCGAGUAUCCCCUCCCGCAAGUACCUCUAUACUCGGUGGAAUAUCCGGGCUAUGUCACAUCUGUACCAUCAGCGAUUAGCCACCUUGGAGGUGACGGCAGACUGCUCUCGGCAUUCAAACGGACUACAGCCAAGCAUGAUUCUAUACUUGAGCUGAACUUCAGGCCUGGCUACCCAUUCUCUCAUCCAAUCCCUGGCGAUGUCGGGCAAUGCAGCAACAUACUGCUCAAGAUAACGAAGAGAAAACGCCAAAGGAUGAAUGAUUUAGGGCAGCAAGGAGGCAGGGGCGAAUACACGGCGGAGGCGGUGGGCGUGAUUACGAAGUCAUCUCGGUUUCGAAGCAUGGCUGACUUUCAGUACGCUCCGAACACGGACGACCCUGUUGCCAAGUUGCGUGCAGCCAUGGAUCAUUUGGAGGUGGAUGCAAUCAAAACUUUCCGCAUGCCCGGCGAAGAGGAAGAUUAUGCCGUACCUGUUCACUCCUUCCCCACUAUAGAUCCAAACCUUUGCCAUACCGAAAAAGAUGUCGCUGCAAAGAGCUUGAGAAGCAAUAUGCGAUUGUUCCCGCCACCGUCAUGGAGCAGGCAACAAAUCCCACAGCUUUACAAUUACAAAUCCAAUCCUGCUUCAGCGGUGAUCACAUCCGUCAACGACGAGACUGGCGAGGAGAAAAGUAGACUUAUCAACCAGAUGAGAUGGAAAGGUCUAGGACCUACAUCUAUCUCAUUUAGUGAUGCCGAUAUUCCGCUUCAUCCACCCGUAACCGCGGAAGAGCGACGCGCUCAAGUCAACCUACAUUUACUCAAACGACUGGAACAUCUAUUCGAGAAGCGCCCAAUAUGGUCACGCACAGCGCUCAUGAAUCAAUUCACGCCAUCAGAAGCGCGGGAAAUUCACAAUUCCAAAUCCAUGUUGCCUCUGGUGUCCUACGUCUUCUCCGGCGGGCCGUGGCGAGAUACACAUGUGCGAUUCGGGUACGAUCCAAGGAAGGAUCCACAGGCACGAUUUUAUCAACGCCUGUACUUUCGCAAUGUCAACCAUCCUAUUGUACGGCCUUCUAUCGUGAGCCGGCGACAGCAGCGUACCACAACGGAAGAAACGGGAUCCGGCAUGCCAGUCGACCGGGACGCUAACCGAAGGUCACAUAUUUUUGAUGGAGUAACACUUACACAAGAAACCGCCGCCUUUCAACUCUGCGAUGUUGAAGAUGAUAUGUUGAAGGAACUCAUCGAAUCCCAGGAUGAACUUCGCGACCUUCCUGAUGAACGAGAUGGAUGGUAUACAACGCGGGGGUUCGAACAGAUAAAAAUCGUCCUUCGACAUAAAUUCUUCUCGUUGGUGGAUGGACACAUCGCUUCGCGAGAGGAAUGCAAGGCGCUACUGGUGCCUGCCGAAGGAGCAACCAAACCUACACCUGCGAUGCAUCAAAGGUCCAAGAGAUUAGGCAGGCACAAUAUGGCCAAAGGUGCUCUGCCACCAGAAGACGCUGCAGCACUACGGUUGCGUGCGACGUUGGACAGGAAGGCCAAACCCCAAGGUCAAAAAACAUCGAAAUGA
Messenger RNA from Punctularia strigosozonata HHB-11173 SS5, 1575 nucleotides. RefSeq lists its product as uncharacterized. Gene Ontology annotation, biological process: transcription initiation at RNA polymerase III promoter. The record is from RefSeq and is a predicted model, not a curated record. The transcript has 12 exons. Gene Ontology annotation, cellular component: transcription factor TFIIIC complex. Lineage: Eukaryota; Fungi; Basidiomycota; Agaricomycetes; Corticiales; Punctulariaceae. Bases 1 to 1575 code for a protein of 524 amino acids.